Molecule: messenger RNA, 1335 nt
Organism: Zygosaccharomyces rouxii
Lineage: Eukaryota; Fungi; Ascomycota; Saccharomycetes; Saccharomycetales; Saccharomycetaceae
Product: GATA-type transcription factor
Exons: 1
Coding region: 1-1335 (444 amino acids)
Biological process (GO): positive regulation of transcription by RNA polymerase II; negative regulation of transcription by RNA polymerase II
Molecular function (GO): RNA polymerase II cis-regulatory region sequence-specific DNA binding; zinc ion binding; DNA-binding transcription factor activity, RNA polymerase II-specific
Source: RefSeq, a predicted model, not a curated record
AUGACAGGCUCAACCGCCGCUGCUUCAUUUGUAAGUGAACCAAGAGUGGACGAAAAACCAAGCGGAAACAACGACAACAACAGCGAUGCCAGUUUCGUAAAUGCUAGUGCUAAUGCAAAUUCAAACGUUUCUUGCUCGACGACAGACGCAUCUCCAGCGUCUUCGUCCGAUGCCCCAUCUCGCUCUCCUUCUCCGUCUUCUGGUUCAGUACACUCAAAAUCAAAAGUUGUCGAUGCACAUACAAACGGUAAUACUACAAAUAUUGGUUCGAAUCCUAACGUCAAUAGUCACAAUACGGUCUGCAAGAAUUGCUUCACGGUAACUACGCCGCUAUGGAGACGUGAUGAGAAUGGUGCCGUACUCUGUAAUGCAUGUGGGUUGUUUUUGAAACUUCACGGUAGACCGAGGCCAAUUAGUCUAAAGACAGAUGUUAUCAAGUCAAGGAAUAGAAAGGGCAAUCACAGUCAUAGUCAUAAUCAUAGCAAUACACCACCGUCGCCAAAAGGUACUCCAAACGGCGAUGAAAGGAAAAGAAAAUAUGACGAUCCCAAUAAACCAAAACCUAAGAAAGUCAAAUCUGAAGUCAAAGAGCCGCAAUUCGAAGGGACUGAAAUUACAAAGGCUGCGAACACUCUAGGAAAUAUCAAUCGCAGCUGCAAUGGCGUCAAUUCGCCAACUCUGUCGGCAUCCAACGCUCCAAGGCAAUUACCGCACCUUUCGACUCUUUUGGGUGAGGUUAGUCCACAACCACAACCGCAGUCUGUGCAUCCUUCUCAGCCGUUACAAAGAGGUGCUUCGCCCUUGCCACCCCCAGUGACCAUGCUAGAGUCAGCACGCUCGACGGUUUCUUCCCCCUCCAUGUUACCUCAAAAUCCAAAAGUAUACCAAAUGUCCUCUAUUAACGAUGUACUAUCGCCAUCACAUGCUGUGCAACAGCAGCAGCCAUCUUCAACCCCCGCAGAGGUACGAGGUCAUCUCUCGCCACCACCACCACCGCCACCCCAUCACCAGUAUCAUCAACCUCAACCGGCAUUUCUGCCAAUUGCUUUACCAAGAGUGAAUUCGCCACAGCCAAACCAACAGCAGCAGCAGCAGCAGCAGCAGUCACAACCGGUAUUGGAAACUCAGCUGCGAAAUGAAGAAGAAAUUAUAAGGUUACGGGCAAGGAUCAACGAGCUAGAACUAGUAACGGAUCUCUACAAAAGACACAUAUUUGAACUGGACGAGAAAUAUAAAUCUCUGCAAGAUGGUGUAGAUCAAAUCAAACAACAACAACAACAACAACAGCAGCAGCAGCAGCAGCAGCAGCAACAACAACAACAACAAAGUCAAUGA